UCUCUUUCUCAACAGGAACUCAACUACCACCUGGAUCGUCAGUCAUUCGUGGAUUUCAGUAGCAAUCUUUGACCUUGAACAGAAUAAAGAAGUCAAACCUAAAUCAGACAGACUGAGUCUUUCUGCAGACUGUUCUCUGGUUAUAAAGAAGGUCACAGAUCAGGAUGUUGGUCUUUACACCUGCAGACAGUUCAAAACAGCAACAGGAUCACAUGAAGGUCCAGACUUUAUGAUUCAUCUGUCUGUUAUUAACAAUGAAGAUGUGAAAACAACAACAAAAUCAACAAUUAAACCAACAUUAAAAAUAACAAAUAUAUGGACAACAAAAGAGGAAGUAAAGACAUCGCUGACAACAACAUCAAAUCAACCAGACGGUGAAGAUGUGAAAACAACUAAAUCAACAAAAGUGAAGUUCACCACAAAAACCUCAUCGUCGACAACAAAAUCCAGAACAUCAACAAUUAAACCAACCGUGAAAAUAAACACAUGGACAACAAGAGAGGAAUUAAAGACAUCAGCAGGGACACUGACAACAGCAUCAAAUAUUCCAUCAGGAGGUCAUUCAGGGUUUAUCAUCGUUCCUGUGGGUUUAGCAGCACUCUUAAUAACUGUUGUGGUGAUCAUCAGAUGGAAGAAAACUAAAGAAAACAAAACACAAUGUGGCAACAACACGGGACUGAGUUUAAACCCUGCAGACACUGAAUGUGGUCCAGGAACCAAUCAGGACACGAUGUGGACUGAUGCUGAUGAUGGUGUGUCAUAUGCCUCCAUCAGCUUCACCAAGAAGACCAAGAAUAAAGCCCGGGCUGGUGGUGAUGACGACACUGUGACUUACAGCACAGUGACAGCUGCCUCACCUGCUGGUGUUACCAAUGAUCCCAGCAACCUCUAUUCCACCAUCAGCAAACCAAAGAAAUAGGAUGUUACUCAUAAAAUGUUUCCUAUUGUUUUUCUGAUGCUGCAUCAAUGUUUGGAUGAUAGAGUAACUUCAUUUUUGUUCUUUUUAAAGUAAAUUUGUAAUUUUGUAUGAUUUAAUGUUGAGUGUAAUCCAAAGGUAUGUAGACCAUGGAUCAAGCAGCGGUGUGCAUGAGUGUGAAUUGAGUCAGAAUUAGCUACUGCAGUAAGUCCCAUGAAAUGUUUUUUUUAGUAUAUCAUAAGAAUUAUUGGCUGAAGCACAUUAAUAUAUCUAAAUAUUCAUCUUUUAUUUGAUGUCUUCACAAAAAACUUUAAGUGAACUACUUAACCUCAGUUAAUACAUCAUUUAAAUCCUUAGUUACUGAAGAAAUCUUUAAAACAUGUAACUGACAGUAUAUUUGUACUGAGGUAACAAUCGUUAUGCUUCAGGAUUGGCCUGGAAAUGAAGAAGACUUCGUUGUUACUGUCAUCUAGUGACAUUUACCUGUAUAUUAAGUGACACACUGCACAGUACCUUUUUUUUGUUUAAUUUGGUGCAUGACAUUUUUAACAAUACAAAAAAGGAGCGGUGUAUCUCACUGUAUCUAUGAUGAUAUCAAACUUCC
Molecule: messenger RNA, 1520 nt
Organism: Oreochromis aureus
Lineage: Eukaryota; Metazoa; Chordata; Actinopteri; Cichliformes; Cichlidae
Product: A-agglutinin anchorage subunit-like
Exons: 7
Coding region: 230-919 (229 amino acids)
Source: RefSeq, a predicted model, not a curated record